Molecule: messenger RNA, 1459 nt
Organism: Anopheles maculipalpis
Lineage: Eukaryota; Metazoa; Arthropoda; Insecta; Diptera; Culicidae
Product: proton-coupled amino acid transporter 2-like
Exons: 2
Coding region: 1-1452 (483 amino acids)
Biological process (GO): amino acid transmembrane transport
Cellular component (GO): vacuolar membrane
Molecular function (GO): amino acid transmembrane transporter activity
Source: RefSeq, a predicted model, not a curated record
AUGGCACCAAAAUUUCGUGACGUAGAUCAAACGACACCCCUGCUGAUGGACUGCAACAAUAACAACGGACGAUGCGGCAACGGUACCAUCGUCCACCUGGCCGGCGACAUCCAGCAGAACGCCAAAGCUGCGUCCCGUCCGCUGGACGCUCACUACCGUGCUACGCUGAUGGACCCAGUCGACGGUCGCAUGCUGGAACAUCCCACCACCAACCUGGACACGCUGAUGCACAUGCUGAACGGUAAUCUCGGCACCGGCAUCCUGGCGAUGCCGGACGCCUUCAAGAACGCCGGUCUGUACGUUGGGUUCUUUGGCACGCUCGCGAUGGGCAUCAUCUGUACGCACUGUAUGCACCUGCUGGUGCGCUGUUCACACGAGCUCUGCCGGCGGUACGGGCGACCGUCGCUGGCGUACGCCGAAGUCGGCUACUAUGCGCUCGAUUCCGGCCCAUCCUGGGCCCAGCCACUAGCCAGCACCUUCCGCCGGGUGAUCAACACCUUCCUGAUCGUGAUGCAGCUCGGGCUGUGCUGCGUGUAUUAUCUGUUCGUGGCCGUCAAUCUGCGCGAGCUGCUCGUGUACGUUGGCGUCCAGGUGCCGGUACUGACCGUGCUCGGCUAUCUGCUCGUACCGCUGACGCUGAUGAACAUGGUGCGCAGCUUGAAACUGCUAACGCCGACCUCGCUUGCAGCAUCCAUCCUAGCGAUUGCUGGGCUCGCGAUCGCCUUCCUAUUUCUGCUGCAGGACCUACCGCACAGUACGACCGUGCGGCCCGUUUCGUCCUGGUCGACGUUACCGCUCUACUUCGGCACGGUAAUGUACGCGUUCGAAGGCAUCGGGGUGGUGCUGCCGCUCGAAAACAAUAUGGCAAAGCCGCGCGACUUUAUCGCCUGGAACGGUGUACUGAACACCGGCAUGACGAUCGUAGUGUGUCUAUAUUCGGCGGUCGGAUUCUACGGGUAUCUCAAGUACGGUGAGCAGGCGCAGGGCAGCGUAACACUCAACCUACCGAACGAUAAUCUACUCGCACAAAUUGUACGCCUGCUGAUGGCGGUCGCCGUCCUCGCAUCGUACGCGCUCCAGUUCUACGUCCCGAUGACCAUCCUCGCACCGGCCGUAACGAAACACUUUCGCCACCCGCAUUGUGCCGAGUACGGGCUGCGGCUCGUCACCGUCCUGCUCACGUUCGUGCUGGCCGCCAUCAUCCCGAACCUGGGCACCUUCAUCUCGCUUGUCGGUGCCGUCUCCACCUCGACCCUAGCGCUCGUCUUCCCGCCACUGAUCGAUCUGGUCACGCUCUGGCCGCACGGUGACCGACCAGGCCGGCACUGGAUCGUGCUCAAGGAUGCACUCAUCAUUGCGUUCGGUGCGUGCGGGUUCUUCUUCGGUACCGCCAAAAGCCUCGCGACCAUUUUUGGCACAUCGGAUCCAGCCAGCCCGAGCGGUAUCCACUAGCUGGGCA